Peronospora farinosa is the source of this 1716-nucleotide messenger RNA. The record is from the annotation of a GenBank genome assembly. NCBI's taxonomy places the organism in Eukaryota, Oomycota, Peronosporomycetes, Peronosporales, Peronosporaceae.
AUGAACGACAUUCCUAUCCAAUUAGGCCAUUAUCAUCUGAGUAAAACACUCGGUAUUGGCUCGUUUGGUAAAGUCAAAUUGGCUGAACAUGAUAUUACGGGACACAAAGUGGCAAUUAAAAUUCUCAAUCGCAAUAAAAUUCGCAGUCUCGAUAUGAGCGAAAAAGUCCGGAGGGAGAUUACAUUAUUACGCAAAAUGCGUCAUCCCCAUAUUAUCCGACUGUACGAGGUAAUUGAUACACCAACGGAUAUUUUCAUGGUGCUCGAGUAUAUUGCCGGUGGAGAACUCUUUGACUAUAUUGUGUCAAAAGGCCGGUUGGCUCCAGAAGAAGCGAGACACUUUUUUCACCAGAUUAUUUCGGGAGUCGAGUACUGCCAUUUCCAUCGGAUUGUGCAUCGAGACUUGAAACCUGAAAAUUUGCUGCUGGAUGCUGAUAACAAUAUUAAAAUUGCAGACUUUGGGCUGUCGAACAGUAUGGAGGACGGAGAUUUUCUACGGACAUCCUGUGGAUCUCCAAAUUACGCAGCACCGGAAGUAAUUUCCGGUAGUUUGUAUGCUGGUCCAGAAGUCGACGUCUGGUCUUGUGGUGUUAUUCUGUAUGCACUAUUGUGUGGUAGUCUACCGUUUGAUGACGAAAGCAUCCCUAAUUUGUUCAAGAAGAUUCGAGGUGGCAUGUACUCGCUGCCAAGUCAUUUGUCCGAGAUGGCGCGCGACCUCAUCCCGCGUAUGCUCGUGGUAGACCCUAUGAAACGUAUUACGAUCCCAGAAAUCAGGCAGCAUCCAUGGUUCCAAAUCGAUCUCCCGCCGUAUCUACAGCACCCACCGGAAAUUGUAGAGAACGAGACGUUCAAGAUUGACGAGGAGUGCCUAUCACAAUGCUUGGCACUGAACUAUGCAGCUAAUGUCGAACACGAACAGCUCGUGGCACUUCUUAUGAGGCGAGAGAACCAUCCGCUUCGUGUGGUGUACGAGCUUAUUCUUGAUCACAAGAACGCCAAGAUUCGCAUUGAUGAAUUGCGGGACGUGCGCACGGUGAAUAACAAGCCGAAAACGUUCUCAACUCCUGAGCCUAGUACAUUGUUGCUACCUGGACGAGGACCGCUUCCAAUGGCGGCAUCUCCUUUGGUGACACCCUCGUCAGCUCUCGCUGACCCACGGAAUUUUGGUGGGCGAGGAAUUAAUAUUCCAGGGCAGGGUUCGCGAAUGUCAAUAGCUGGAGGCAACGGCAUGCUUGGCUUUGAAGAUGGCCAUGGUAGUGCCGCUCCUACGCCCAAGCGGCGACGGUGGUACCUGGGAAUCCAGUCAAAGAAAGAGCCGGCUCAUGUAAUGUCCGAGGUCUACAAAGCACUUUUCGUGCUCCACUUUGAGUGGAAAGUGGUGGCGCCGUACCGCGUCAAGUGCAGAUGGCAAUCUUCAGGAGAAGACACAAAUGGCAGCGCAGUAAUGAGUCCAGAGGAGGCAAUGUUGCAACAGCAAAUGCAGCGCAUCAAGAUUGGUCUUCAGCUGUAUAAGGUGCAGCAGCAUAUCUACCUACUUGACUUUCAACGUCUGGAUGGGAAUGCCUUCACGUACAUGAAUCUGUGUGCUCGAAUUAUUACGGAGCUCAAGACGCUCUCAGGUAUUCGGCCACUUGCAAGUGGCCACGACCCGCGUUUCGGCGGCGACGGCAGUGGCAACGUGAACUCGGUGCACCUGCAUGCCCAGGGUGCCCAAUAA